UGAGAUGGAUAAUGGUAAUCAUGUUGGUGGUUCAGGAAAUGGAGGAUUUCAUAGCUAUUGCAGAUCUCCACAACCAACCCCUGCACAUUCCCCUUCCUCUGAUAUGGACAUGAGCCUGGAACUGCCUGCUCAUCUCAACCAGGAAGUUGUUGAAAUCAUCAUUCAGGAGCAAGACCGAUUCAUACCAAACGUGGCCAGAAUCAUGCAUAGCACCCAUCCUCCCCAUGCCAAGAUAUCCGAUGAUGCCAAACGGACCAUGUACGAAUGUAUCUCUGAGUUUAUAUGCUUUGUAACAUAUGAAGCCAACGCUCAUUGCCAGCGUGAGCAGCGGAACACCAUCACUGAUGAAGACGUGCAUUGGGUCAUUAACAAGUUUGGUUUUGAUGACUACAUUGAACCCUUUCCUUUGUACUUUCCUCGUUGUCGUGAGGAUGAUGGUGGCGAGUGUGGAUCCCUUAUAGGGGAGUCUUUGUUGAAGCGUCCAAUGGUUGAUACUCAUCACCAAUUUGUGUAUCCACCACCAGUGGGAAAUGGUGAUAUGCAGGGUAAUGCAUCAAAUGGAAGUACUUCUCAGUGUGCAGUGGCUUCAGUGGAUAGUGACGUUGAGGCUCCUACGGAGGAGGGUAAUGAGUGA
Molecule: messenger RNA, 634 nt
Organism: Solanum stenotomum
Lineage: Eukaryota; Viridiplantae; Streptophyta; Magnoliopsida; Solanales; Solanaceae
Product: nuclear transcription factor Y subunit B-10-like
Exons: 3
Coding region: 5-634 (209 amino acids)
Biological process (GO): regulation of transcription by RNA polymerase II
Cellular component (GO): CCAAT-binding factor complex
Molecular function (GO): protein heterodimerization activity; RNA polymerase II cis-regulatory region sequence-specific DNA binding; DNA-binding transcription activator activity, RNA polymerase II-specific
Source: RefSeq, a predicted model, not a curated record